This is a messenger RNA of Cornus florida, 1406 nucleotides long. RefSeq names its product thermospermine synthase ACAULIS5. Gene Ontology annotation, molecular function: thermospermine synthase activity. Bases 120 to 1151 code for a protein of 343 amino acids. NCBI's taxonomy places the organism in Eukaryota, Viridiplantae, Streptophyta, Magnoliopsida, Cornales, Cornaceae. Gene Ontology annotation, biological process: polyamine biosynthetic process. The record is from RefSeq and is a predicted model, not a curated record. The transcript has 10 exons.
ACCAAACAAUCUAGUCUUCCCAUUUCUUCAAUAUAUAUAUAUAUUCUCAUAGUUUUCUCUCUCUCUCACAUUUUGAAUAUUUAGGGUUCAUCGUCUCUGUUUGAUAAUCAAUAUAUAUCAUGGGUGAAGCUGUUGAGUUCUUCCAUUCUAAUGGCUACUCAGCUAAUAAGUUCACUACUCACAAUGAAUCAAAUGGAGCACUUAAUGAUGAUCAGAAUCAUCAAAGGGAUACAUGGUUCGAAGAAGAGAUUGAUGUUGAUCUCAAAUGGUCAUAUGCUAUAAACAGUGUGUUGCAUAAAGGAACUAGCGAGUACCAGGACAUUGUUCUUCUGGACACAAAGCGUUUCGGAAAGGUGCUGCUGAUAGAUGGGAAAUUGCAGAGUGCUGAAGUAGACGAGUUUAUAUAUCACGAAUGCUUAAUUCAUCCUGCUCUCUUAUGUCACCCCUCACCAAAAACUGUGUUCAUAAUGGGAGGUGGUGAAGGUUCUGCAGCUAGGGAAGCCAUUAAGCACAGAUCAAUAGAAAAGGUGGUCAUGUGCGAUAUUGAUCAGGAGGUUGUUGAUUUCUGCCGCAGAUAUCUGACAGCAAACCACGAAGCCUUUCACAACAAAAAGCUUAAUCUAGUGAUUAAUGAUGCCAAGGCUGAAUUGGAGAAGACGGAUAAGAAAUUCGAUAUUAUAGUGGGAGAUUUGGCUGACCCUGUUGAAGGAGGGCCUUGCUAUCAACUCUAUACAAAAUCCUUCUACGAGCGAAUUCUCAAGCCCAAGCUUAGUGAAAAUGGCAUUUUUGUCACUCAGGCUGGACCUGCUGGUGUGUUCACACACAAGGAAGUAUUUUCAUCCAUACACCACACAAUCAAACAGGUCUUCAAGUAUGUGCUGGCAUACACAGCUCAUGUGCCAUCUUUUGCAGAUACAUGGGGAUGGGUUAUGGCCUCAGACAAACCAUUCUCUAUCAAUGCUGAGGAAAUUGACAAGAAGAUUGAGGAAAGGAUGGAUGGGGAUGAGUUACUGUAUCUAAAUGGUGCCUCCCUCCUCUCCUCUACCAUCCUCAAUAAGAGUGUCUCCAUAACGCUGAAAAAUGAAACCCAUGUCUACACUGAAGAGGAUGCAAGAUUCAUUCAUGGUCAUGGAGUGGCCUACCGCAUUUGAGGCCUCAGGAUUCGGGUUGGGGGAAUUUGCUGUACAGAGGCCCAAAAAAGGAAUGAUUUUUAUCAAGAAAUAUGAAAUAGUGGUGGUCAACAAAAGUUCUAUGAAAUCUAAGCAAUUGUUUGAAGCUUUUGGUUUAGGCUUCUUGUGAUUGUUUUAGGACUCGAAGACUACAUAGUAUUUUAUCUAAUAUUCCAAAAUCAUGAGGCAAUCCUCCAUUACAAUUUCAAUUAUGUAUUUGGGAUCUCUUUCUGCUCA